GAACAUAUUUAGUGACUGUGUCUGUGUAUAUAUCUCGUGAACGCUCAUUUAAUUGGCAUAUGUUGACAUUGUUUUAAUGCUGAAAGAAAGUGACUAAAAGUUUUCUAUGUAGAAUGAAAGCGUCGUGUCAUGUAGGCAAUCAACAUUUGUGAUGUUCUGCCGAUUACAGACUCUUUUUCAUUCCGUCUGUAUCUCACUGUCGGUUGAAAAGCAAAAAGCACAACGAUAAAGUUAAAUAAAAAAAAAAAAAUUCUCGUCGCAUUCAUUUCAAUUUCAACUUACAUCGAGUCUGUCUGUCUACCGGCGUUAUUUGACAUUUGUUGGUGAUCAUCACUUUGUAGACUAGCUUGAUAGAUUGUAAUAUAACAACAAUUUUAAACACACAAUAAAAUAGACACGACAAACGCAUUGAAGAUGAACUUUUCACUGUAUGACUUCAUCGUAUUGGACUAUAGGAUUUUAUUCCUCAUACUGAGUGUGAAAAUAGCAUCAAACAGCGCUGAUGCACCGAUUUCAUACUGGGAUGAGAGCUAUGCACAACCAUAUUUUGAUAAUAGCACGAGACGCGACAUCACUGUAACUAUUGGACAGACGGCAACGCUUCAUUGUCGUGUGAGGAAUCUUGGUGAUAGAGCGGUUUCAUGGAUUCGAAAGCGCGACCUCCACAUCAUGACCAUCGGCAUCCUCACGUACACAAAUGAUCAACGAUAUCAAGCCCUUCACACGGAAGGCUCAGAUGAGUGGUCUCUUCGUAUAUCAUCAGCACAAACUCGCGACAGUGGUGUAUUCGAGUGUCAGGUAUCAACAGAGCCAAAAAUAAGUCAAGCAUACCGUCUUAAUGUUGUUGUUUCCAAGGCAAAGAUUCUAGGCAAUCACGAGCUAUUCGUAAAAAGCGGCAGUGACAUAAAUCUCACAUGUGUUGCCUCGCAAGUCGCAACGCCACCAUCAUUUAUCUAUUGGUAUAAAGGCGGUCGAGUGGUAAAUUACUCACAACGUGGUGGCAUUAAUGUGCAGACUGAUAGAAAUACGAAAACGAGUAAAUUAAUUAUAUCUCGAGCGACAGUGGGCGAUAGUGGAAACUAUACGUGUGCACCGAGCAACUCAGAUGCAUCAAGUAUACUCGUACAUGUCAUUAGUGGUGGUGAGCAUCAAGCUGCAAUGAAGCAUGGCAACAAUAGUGCAAGUAGCCUCUUUUCUCAUACUAAAUGGAAAUUUUAUAGCAUCAGAGACUUCUCAUUGUCACGAUUUCAAUCGCUAUUUACGCUAAAGUCAUCAACACUAGUACUCUUAUGUUCCUUGGUAGCGUCAAGUACAUUCAAUUCGUACGUCUAUGUCAGAUGAUUGCAUGCAUAAAUAUGAAUGUAAAUUGAUAUGAGCAUUGUUCUUUUUUUUCGAGAGGGAUAAAGCUUGAGCAUUUGGAGUGUUGUUCUGUGAGGUUU
Messenger RNA from Chironomus riparius, 1439 nucleotides. The record is from the annotation of a GenBank genome assembly. Lineage: Eukaryota; Metazoa; Arthropoda; Insecta; Diptera; Chironomidae.